AUGGCACGUGAUCGGCAUCCAUUCGAGGCCGAAAAGCAACUGGGUGCGGUCAAGGCGGUCUCAGGGCCGGUCGUGAUUGCCGAGAAUAUGAGCGGUAGCGCGAUGUACGAGCUGGUGCAGGUCGGUUCGUUCCGUCUCGUAGGGGAGAUCAUCCGCUUAGAAGGCGACACCGCGACUAUUCAGGUGUACGAAGAGACCGGCGGUUUAACGGUGGGGGAUCCGGUCUAUUGCACCGGCAAGCCGCUUUCGCUGGAGCUCGGUCCGGGGAUCAUGUCGGAAAUCUUUGACGGCAUCCAGCGCCCGCUCGAGACGAUUUACCAGAUGACGCAGGACAUUUUCAUCCCCAAAGGAGUCCAGGUGCCUUCCUUGGACCCCCAUAAGGCGUGGGAUUAUACCCCCCGGGUGAAGGUGGGUGACCUCGUGACCGGGGGCGACAUCCUCGGCUCCGUGGUGGAGAACUCCCUGAUGAAUCACCACGCGAUUAUGGUACCGCCAAACAUGCAAGGCCGGGUGACCGCCGUGCAGCCUGCGGGAAACUACACCCUCCAGGAUGAGGUCGUUGAGAUCGAACACAACGGGAAACGACGAACCCUGCGGCUGAUGCAUCGCUGGCCGGUUCGAAUGCCGAGGCCGGUUGCGUUUAAGGAAUCCGGCAACCACCCCCUUCUGACGGGGCAGCGGGUGUUGGAUGCGCUCUUCCCUUCCGUGCAGGGCGGGACCUGCUCCAUCCCGGGCGCCUUUGGUUGCGGGAAGACCGUCAUCAGCCAGGCCCUCUCCAAGUACUCCAACUCCGACUGCGUGAUCUACGUCGGAUGCGGCGAGCGCGGGAAUGAGAUGGCGGAGGUGCUCAUGGAUUUCCCCGAACUCACGACCGUCAUCGACGGCCGUGAGGAUUCCAUUAUGAAACGGACGUGUUUGGUGGCGAACACGUCGAACAUGCCCGUGGCGGCGCGGGAGGCCUCCAUCUACACCGGCAUCACCCUCGCGGAGUACUACCGGGAUAUGGGGAAACACAUCGCGAUGAUGGCGGACUCCACCUCCCGCUGGGCGGAGGCGUUGCGGGAGAUCUCCGGGCGUCUUGCGGAGAUGCCCGCGGAUGGGGGGUACCCUGCCUACCUGGGAGCCCGCCUCGCCUCUUUCUACGAGCGGGCAGGGCUCGUGACGUGUAUCGGGGGGCCGAAGCGGCAGGGUUCCGUUACGAUCGUCGGCGCUGUAUCCCCGCCCGGAGGGGAUUUCUCGGACCCCGUCACCUCCGCGACGCUCGGCAUCGUGCAGGUCUUCUGGGGUCUGGAGAAGCGCCUCGCGCAGCGGAAGCACUUCCCGUCGAUCAACUGGCUUAUUUCCUACUCGAAAUACCUUAACGCGCUGGAGCCGUUUUUUAACACCUUCGACCCCGACUACAUGCACCUCCGUGCAGUGAUAUCCGAGAUUCUGCAGCGGGAGGAGGAGCUGCAGGAGAUCGUCCAACUCGUGGGCCGGGACUCGCUAUCGGAGUCGGAUAAGGUUAUUCUGGAGGUCUCCAAGAUUAUUCGAGAGGAGUUUCUCCAGCAGAACGCCUUCACCCCGUAUGACAAGUUCUGUCCCCUCUACAAAACGUGCUGGAUGCUGCGCAACAUUGUCACCUUCUAUGAAGAGGCCCAGCGUGUGAUUUUGGAGUCGGCCGGGGACAAUAAAAUUACCUGGAAUUACAUUCGCGAGAAGAUUCCAACCAUCUACACGGGGCUCACCGAAAUGAAGUUUAGGGAUCCUGCUGACGGAGAGGCAAGUAAUAUCGAGUACUUUAAGAAGCAAAAUAGAGACAUUUUGAACGCUUUUGCUUCACUUUUGCAGUAG
This is a messenger RNA of Phytomonas sp. EM1, 1833 nucleotides long. Lineage: Eukaryota; Euglenozoa; Kinetoplastea; Trypanosomatida; Trypanosomatidae. The record is from the annotation of a GenBank genome assembly.